Anolis carolinensis (green anole) is the source of this 9507-nucleotide messenger RNA. RefSeq names its product forkhead box M1 (gene foxm1). Gene Ontology annotation, cellular component: nucleus. Bases 325 to 2589 code for a protein of 754 amino acids. Gene Ontology annotation, molecular function: DNA-binding transcription factor activity; RNA polymerase II transcription regulatory region sequence-specific DNA binding. Gene Ontology annotation, biological process: G2/M transition of mitotic cell cycle; regulation of transcription by RNA polymerase II; regulation of cell population proliferation. The record is from RefSeq and is a predicted model, not a curated record. NCBI's taxonomy places the organism in Eukaryota, Metazoa, Chordata, Lepidosauria, Squamata, Anolidae. The transcript has 10 exons.
UGCCGGGCGCCAAAUUCAAACAACUCAAGAGGCAGAAGGAUGGCGGUACUGACCGCCUGAGGGACUGGCGGCCGGCUGGCCACGUUCUCCCUUCAAGACGGGGGAGGACGGGGCUUGGAGCCCAGCCCCCGCCGCUCCAGCCCCAAGAACCGCAGGGCAAUCAGCUUGCACUUGCUUCAAAUACUGCUUCCUGUAUCUUCCAAGAGGAAAAUAAACAUGGCACAGAUGUUGUGGAUGAUGAUGGCACAUCCCUCACCAUCCAUUUCUCUCUAUCACAAGAUCUGUUCUUUUGCCCUUGAUGGAGAUUGAUUGUGCUGGUCAAGGAUGAAGAGCAGCCCACAUAGGCCUCUGAUUCUCAAGAGACGGAAAUUGUCUCUUACACCCCCUGAUUCAUCUAGCACACAAGUAAGAGUUGAACCAAGUAGAGAAUCCCCUGAGCAGGAAAGAGCCAGAAGCAAUGAGUGUAAUUCAAACAGACCGGAAACUGUGCCUCAGAGUGUCCUUACAGGAAUUAAGAUCAUUGAUCAUCCUACCAUGUCAAAUACACAGGUAGUAUCUGUUCCUGCCAGUGCAGAUAUCCAAAGUAUCCUUGAGGCUCUGAUGACCAGGGGGAAAGAAUCUGGUGAUAAUGGGCCUAAAAAAUUUAUUCUCAUUGGUGGUGAGAGCCACAAUGCCCGGACAGACUCAGGAACAUUUCAGACUGAAGAUCAGCAUAUCAUUGCCACAAGAGGGGCACAGAAAGAGCACAAGUGCAGUGGGCAAAGCUCUGGAACAGUGGAAGAAUCACUAUCUGAGGAUGGACAAGAACAGGAUGGAAAUGGCAGCAGGGAGACAACAAGCUCCAGCCUAAACAAUAGCCUAACUAACAUCCAGUGGCUGGGCAAGAUGAGCUCCAGUGAACUGAGCCCUUGCAGCAUGAAAAAAGGGAUGGAGAAGGAGAACCAGACGCCAGAACACAAAACAAUCAAGGUUGAGGAAAGUUCUGCAGCUCCUUCCUCCGCCUCCUCAGGGCAGGAGUCCUUCAUUGAACGGCCUCCCUACUCCUAUAUGGCCAUGAUCCAGUUUGCCAUCAACAGCACUGAGAAGAAACGCAUGAUGCUGAAGGACAUCUAUACCUGGAUUGAGAAUCAUUUUCCUUAUUUCAAGCAUGUAGCCAAACCAGGCUGGAAGAACUCCAUCCGACACAAUCUUUCCCUUCAUGACAUGUUUGUUCGGGAGACAUCUGCCAAUGGCAAAAUCUCUUUCUGGACUAUUCACCCUGAAGCUAACCGCUAUUUAACACUAGACCAGGUGUUCAAGCCGUUGGAUGCAGGGUCACCAGCAUCACCCGAGCUCUUGGAAUCACAGCAAAAAAGGCACACUGUGGAUCUGCAGAAGAAUUUAGGAACCUCUAGUAGCUGCAAAAUUGAACCACAGGCUGCACGCCGGAAAAUGAAGCCCUUGUUACCGCGUGUCAAUUCCUACUUGGUUCCAAUCCAUUUCCCAGUCGGUCAGUCCCUCAUAUUUCCACCUUCUUCAAAGGUGCCUAUUGCUCAUAGUGCCGCUGAGAUUGUGAAGAAUACUAAACAGGUGCACAUUGUUCCAAAGGUGCCACCAUCCAUGGAAGAGCUGACCCCAUUCUCAUCUGCAAACUUCAUAAAAGAGGAAAUUUGCCCAUUUGCCUCUGAUCAUCCCACAAAAGAGAAUUCCCUUAAGCCCAUGGCUAUUAAAGAAGAGAAUGACACAUUUUGUUCUCAGGAAUGGGUCUUCCUACCAGCAAUAUCCGUAAAAGAUGAACCAACACAACCUACUGAAAAACUGAACGUAUGCCUUUCAGUACCACCUGAAGAGGAGGCGAGACAGUUCACAGCUCUCAAGUUACCACCCCAGAACAUGUUGGACAUGAUGCCAAUAAAGAGACGAGAGAGGCAUAAAAUUAACAAAUCCAGGAGAAAGCAGCACUUAUCCCUGCCUUGCUCAGAGGAACCAGGGAUUCUUUUGCCAUCCAGUGGCAGUUCAGAUUCAUUCACACAUGACUUUCCACUUGGGCAAGGAAACGUGUCUCAGCUUGGUUGCUUUCAAGGGGAAGAUGGAUCUUGUAAAACUCCAAUAAAAGAGAUGUUCAACAAACAACCAGCUUCUUCCACCCCUAGUAAAACUCCUGUAGCCACUUCACCAUUCCUAGCACUUACUGACCCCUGGAGACCAGGACCCUUUGUCAAAGAAUCUGGUGAUCUGGAUUUAUGUCCUGUGAGAACCCUCCCAGCCCCUUUGCUGUCCCUCCAGGAGAACGCAGACCUUUUGGGAUUGAGCAGCACACCCUCAAGACAAUUCCUCUGUGAUUCUCCACAACUGCCCCUUCUCAAUGCAGAAUCCAGCGCGAUGGUCUCUGGACCCUUGACAAGUUCUCCUGCACUCAGCAAAACGUCAUCCCCAGAGCUUCAAACCUCUGUUGUUUCAGAAAACCAUUCACUCUUGGAAGGCCUAGUCCUGGACACAAUGAAUGACAGUCUGAGCAAAAUCCUACUUGAUGUCAGUUUUCCUGGCCUGGAGGAUGACAGCCUUGGUACUGAACUCAACUGGUCACAUCUAAUUUCUGAGCUGAAAUGACCAAUGCUGACUCAGAACUGCUCAUUGCAACCCCCCCCCCCCCCCGCCCAAAAAAAACAACACCUAUGCACAGGCAGUCUUUUUUUAACUUGAGCCCUAUAUUGUGUACAUAUUUUUAUAAAGCUAAAUUGGCCCGGAUGUUGCCUAACAUUCCAGUGGGUAUUGCUAUUGCGUAUUCUGAAGCCAACACACUGAUAUGAACAAUCAAGGAAACCAAAAUCAGUUUUUUAUGAAACACUGUAGAGAAAGGUCUAGUUUCUGUAUAUGGGCCUAGCUGUUUCUGAAUAGCAUCCUGUAGAUUUCCGUCAAUAUGUGUAUAUGCUAAAUGUAAUUUUAUAAUGAUAAAAAGUAUGAACACAUGCGGGGGACUUAAGCUUUUGUAUUUUCAAGAAUACAAAAGAGGAAAUUUUAACAGGUUCACUCUGGAACUAGAAGGUGAAGAACAAUAAGAGUUCAUUCUAUUACACAAAUAAUAAGUACAGGAACUCUGACACCUUUGGUAGCUUUUAACAGUUUACAAUAAAUAACUAUAUUCUAAAUAUUUAGGGUCCACGCGUUCUUCCAGGUCUUGUUUUUGUGCCCUUUUUUCCUCAUGGAUGGUACUUAACAAUUCCUAUUACUCUGCUAGGAUUAAUAUCCUCUUCCCCCACACCAUUCAGAAGCAAAAACUGUAUUUUAUGUAAUAUAACAAGAGAAAUGCAACAGACUAUGAUUGGGAAAAACGAGAAGAAGAGUUAGAGAUUUCAAUUGGAAAAAAAUGCUUUUAGCCAAAUUAGGAUCUUGCAGAUCUAACAGUUAUCUACCUAUAUAAUCGAGUAUAAGCCAAGUUUUCAGCCCGUUUUUAGGGCUGAAAAAGCCCCACUGAGGGUCCUGGCCAGCUUAUAUUUGGGUCAGCUUAUACUCAGGUAUAUAGGUAAUCAGAGUUGGGCAGUCUUAUCUUAAAUUACAGUUUUAUGUAAAUACUAGCUGUGCCCGGCCACGCGUUGCUGUGGCGAAGUAUGGUGGUAAGGGAAAUAAAGUAUUGAGGAAUUGGUGGUAGUUAAGGUAAAGGGUAAAGGUUUUCUCCUGACAUUAAGUCCAGUUGUGUCCGACUGCACACUGAAGUGGAUUAUAUGGCAGUGUGGAGUCAAGAUAAUCCAGAUCAAAGCAGAUAAUAUAAGAUUAUAAAUGAGUUAUAUAGCUGUGUGGAAGGGGGCCUUGAGUCUACACUGCCAUAUAAUCCAGUUCAAAUCAGAUAAUCUGUAUUUUAUAGGCAGUGGGGAAGAGGCCUAAGUGAGGCCUAACUCUGCCUGUCCCCUGGGCUGCAUGGGUUGCUAGGAGACCAAGUGGGCGGAGCUUAGCCUUUUAACUGGCAGCAAUUGGAUAAAAACAAUUAUUCCUCUCCCUCUAAUUAGGACUUUAUUUUUCUUUUCUUUUUGUUGUAUGAAUGUGGAUGAGGGGUUGUGCUGCCAAGUUUAGUGUUUCUGGGAUGUGUGAUUUUAUUGUUUUGUCCUAGGCUGAAAUUUCAUUACCCUUUUAUAUCUAUACUAGCUGUGCCCGGCGACGCGUUGCUGUGGCGAAGUAUGGUGGUAUGGGAAAUAAAGUAUUGAGGUAUUGGUGGUAGUUAAGGUAAAGGGUAAAGGUUUUCCCCUGACGGAGCUUAGCCUUCUAACUGGCAGCAAUUGGAUAAAAACAAUUAUUCCUCUCCCUCUAAUUGGGACUUUAUUUUUCUUUUCUUUUUGUUGUAUGAACGUAGAGGCAUGGAUGAGGGGUUGUGCUGCCAAGUUUAGUGUUUCUGGGAUGUGUAGUUUUGUUGUUUUGUCCUAGGCCGAAAUUUCAUUACCCUUUUAUAUAUAUAGAUUCAAAAACAUGUAACCUAUUGAUGCCGCAAUGUUAUUAGUAUCUAUUUUUAUUUUACAAGUAGCUGCUGCAUUUCCCACCCUUUUCUUAUAUUCGAGUCAAUACAUUUUCCCAGUUUUUUAUAGUAAAAUUAAGUGCUUUGGCUUAUAUUCGGGUCAGCUUAUACUUGAAUAUAUACAGUAUGUUAAUAAUAGUGAGUGAGACAGAGAAAAAGGUGAGUUAUGUGAAGCAAAAUAAUUUUGACUGUACAAACAGGCUGGAGAGAUGGUUGACAUAAAAGAUGAAAAGAAAGGGAGGGGAGGUAAUAUUAACGAUACAAGAGGAAAAUGAAAUAAUAAUUGAUAAUGUAAAUAGUCAAAAGACUUUUCAUAGAUAUUAGUCUUUUCUUGUAAAAGACAAAUCCCUUUGGGUAAAACAGGAAUAUCUAGGUAAAAAAUAUUGACAGGCUAUGACUCACAGAAACAUGUUAAAUGUUACAAUAGAAAAUGAGAUUUUUCAUGCCAUUCAGAAGAUUAAGACCGGUAAAGUACCUGUACUGGAUGGUCUAUCAGUUCUCUAUUAUUAAUGUUUCAUGCAUGUUCUAUUAUUACGUUUAUACCAGACAUUAAAUUCAGUUCUUCAGAACACGAUGAUUCCUAAGACAUGGAAAGAGAUGACUAUUGCAUUGAUAUCAGAAGAGGUCAAGACUUCACAGUGAUAAAAGAACUGUAGGCCAAUUUCAUUGCUAAGUCAUAACUACAAAAUCCUCAUAAGACUGUACAACAGCACCUUUACUGGCCUACAUUAACAAGAGUACAGCACAGACAAAAGAAGGUCACAGAUUUUUUUUAAAAAGAAAAGCAUGAUUAAAGAAUAGAACUUGUAACAGUCUUGCAAAAUAAUGCAUCAGAGUUGUUCAGGAGGUAUGGAAUUUUAUAACGCUUGUCAUUGAGAACACUGCAAAAAAUGGAAUUCCUGUAUUUCAUCGAUAUCUUCUCAUAUUUGGAGCAUUCAAAGAAUAGUCAAGUAUUUCGACAGAAACCAGGUCAUAAGAACAAACCCUUUUAGAACGUUCCAUAUUUUUGUAUCUCCUUUCCAAAACAGCUGAUGGCAAUACAUUACAUCUUGCAGUAGCCAAAGCUCUUUGGUAGGAUUAAUAAAAAUGUGAAAAUAAACUUCCAUAACUCCACACUCACAUGGUAUUAAUAAUAUGGCAGAGGAACAAGUCUUUGCUGCAAGAGUCAAAUGGUGGAAGUCAAGAUUCAAAAGUCUGGUUGAAAGACUGAAAACAAUUCGGCAGGAUUCUAUUCAGAUAUCAGUGUGGGUUUUUAUUGAAAACAGUUGUAAAAGUAUUUUCGCUAUUUUUGGAAUAUAUUGAAUGGCAUUGAGAGCCAUGGAGAAUUUUUUAUUUUAUUUUUUGCAUGCAGAAUGGGCUUUUGCAAUUUGAGCUGGGUUUUCUUAUUUUGGAAUUUUAGAAGCAAUGAGUUAUUUUAUCAGACGAGUAAAAGCUAUUUACAAUGCAUAAAAAUGCCAAAGAUUGGUCAUGGGUGAGUUAAUGAAACCAUGUGAAAUACAAAAAGGAACAAGGCUGUCCAUUGUCUCAUCUCAUGUAGUCAGUCCUACAAAUUUACUGGCUUCACUUUCAUGAAUUUGAUUACUGUAUAGUCUUAGCAUAAUAGUUGCACUCCCCUUUUCUGAUAAUACAAUGAAAUAUGGUAUUUCCUGCUGCCCUACACCAUUUUUGAUAGGGACUGCAAGCCUCGCAAGAUAGUGGCAAGUCCCCAUGUAAAAUGAUGUAGGGAAGAAGCAAAAAGGGCAGGUGAGUGGAAAUGGAGAAGUCAGGUGGGAGAGGAGGAGAUUGCAUUAGGAAAGUAGGUAUGGAGGAAGGCAUGCUGCCAUCAGUUUUCUGGGCAAAAUAAAAUGUGCAAUGUGCACCGGGAUCUCUGCCGGAAUCCACAUGUUGAUGUACUCUGCCAUCCUCCAACCCCAAAAUUCACAAUCUUGCCUUCAUCCAAAGAGUCCCUUUCCUUGUUUUUCCUUGGCUAGGUAGCAGCAUGGAGCAGCAGAAAUAGGAGCAAGGCCCCACAUGAUUAAUUUUGCUGUAUUGCUUUAUUAUUUUAAUAAGAUAGCUCAUAAGCUCUUUCUCCUUGACUGAAGUCUGCUUUCCUUAAGUCUAGGUUGAAGUCAUAGUCCUCAAUAGAUGACAUCACGACUCGUUGCUGUGGUAAUUUAACAAGCAUAUGAUAAAGGGGAAGCCAGCUUGUUCAUAAGGAACAGAACAAAGGGAAGAGAAAAGGCAAGGAGAAAUUAAACUUACAGAAUAAAGGCAAGCUAUUUCCUUUGUAAGGCAAUCGCAUUUUUCAUUUGCAAUGGCACAUGGGUUUGUUUAGGCUCUUAAAAAUAUUCUUGAUUGCCUAAUUUUUAUUGGUCAGGAAUAUCUUCCCAAGGAAAAUUGACCUUUUUGAGCAUUUCUUUAAAAGGAUAUGGGUUGUUCACUUGUUACACUGGUCAAGGAUUUACACUGUUUAUACCUGUUUGUGAGGAUCUCUGUACCUAGGUAUAAGAUCUGCCAGGCUAGAGGUUUCGAGGCUGCAGGAAGUGUUUGGUAGUUACACACUUGUAUAGAGCUAGUAAUUAGGGUUGUGCAUUCAGGGUAAACCUUGACCUGUUUCGUGUCCCAGCUUUUGGUAGGGGCUCCGAUCCAUUUUUGGGGAACCUCCCGAAAUCGGGAGGGCAGAUAUCUGUUUUUGGUUUGGGGCUCCAAAAGAUCAGUUUGUAAUUGGACCAUUAUGGGGGAGGGGGCUUCCCACCUAGUCUCUUCCUGGUGCACACUUUAAGGAGGCUUCUUACCUGCUGUUUCUACUCUAGAGUAAGAGGCACUUGGCUGCAGGCACUGGCAGACACGCACGCUUUCCGGGCCUCCACGCCAUGCCACACGCACUCCUUGGAAAGAGUAAGAAGCGCUCGGCUGCAGGUACUGGCAGGCAUGUGCGCUUUCUGGGUCUGCACACCACACACACACACUCCAAGGCAAGAAGGCAAGUUCUGGGAGACGCUAGGCUGCAGGCGAAAGCAGGCUUGGAGCCGGGAUCGGCUCCAGCUUGCUUUUGUGUCAAGCUGAUUUUUUUGUGGGGAGGGGCUUCCCGUUUCAUGCUCCCGAAUAAAUGGGAGAAGCAAAUUCUGCGCACAACUCUACUAGUAAUUUCAAAUGUGCAUGAUCGCAUGCAAGCUCCCAAGAAAUUCUGGGAUUUGUCCUUGUGUAGGGUGGCCACAGUACUGUAUGAAAAAUUGAUUAGAUUUUUAAAAAAUCAAAUUAGCAUAAGACCCAAACAUCCCUUAUUGCUGUGUUGUCAAAGGCUUUCAUGAUUGGGAUCACAGGGUUGUUGUAUGUUUUCCGGGUUGUAUGGCCAUGUUCUAGAAGUAUUCUCUCCUGACAUUUCACCCACAUCUAUGGCAGGCAUCCUGAGGUUGUGAGGUAUGGAGAAACUAAGCAAGGAAGGUUUAUAUAUAUCUAUGCGAAGUCCAGGUUUAUAUACAUCCACAGAUUAAAUUAGCAUAAGACCCAAACAUCCCUUAUUGCUGUGUUGUCAAAGGCUUUCAUGAUAGGGAUCACAGGGUUGUUGUAUGUUUUCCGGGUUGUAUGGCCAUGUUCUAGAAGUAUUCUCUCCUGACAUUUCACCCACAUCUAUGGCAGGCAUCCUCAGAGGUUGUGAGGUAUGGAGAAACUAAGCAAGGAAGGUUUAUAUAUAUAUCUGUGGAUGUAUAUAAACCUGGACUUCGCAUAGAUAUAUAUAAACCUUCCUUGCUUAGUUUCUCCAUACCUCACAACCUCAGGAUGCCUGCCAUAGAUGUGGGUGAAAUGUCAGGAGAGAAUACUUCUAGAACAUGGCCAUACAGCCCAGAAAACAUACAACAACCCAUCCCUUAUUGCUACUGUUUGUCGUUCAAGUAUUCAAACUUCUUGGCUAUAAAGCUAGAAUCCCAUCUGUUAAUGCAUGUGCUAUUCACAUUUCAUUAAAGUUGUUCACACAUUACACACUACUAUGUAUGUUCAGACAUGUCUAAUAUUUGUGAGUCUCUAUGUGUUCAGUCCUGAUUUGUACCCAUACAUGAGACUCCUCUCAAGUGAGUAGGUAAAAGUAAAGGUUUCCCUUGACGUUAAGUCCAGUCGUUACCAACUCUGGGGGUUGGUGCUCAUCUCCAUUUCUAAGCCGAAGAGCCGGCGUUGUCCAUAGACACCUCCAAGGUCAUGUGGCUGGCAUGACUACAUGGAGCGCCGUUUCCUUCCCGCCAGAGCGGUACCUAUUGAUCUACUCACAUUUGCAUGUUUUCGAACUGCUAGGUUGGCAGGAGCUGGGGCUAACAGCGGGCACUCAUUCCGCUCCCGGGAUUUGAACCUGGGACCUUUUGGUCCGCAAGUUCAGCAGUUCAGCGCUUUAACACACUGUGCCACCAGGGCCCCCACCUCAAGUGAGUACAGAUCAAAAAUAUAUUUAUACAACGGCAGAUGUGGAAAGGUGUAACCUUGUGUGAAUAGAUUAGCACAUACUCAUUUUAUGGAAUUUGGAGACAUUGUUCCUUGUGGCUUGGCCUCAUUCAUGUAAAGUAUCAGCUUUAAGAAAUACUGACAUUUUAUGUGAGGUAAAAAUCUUGUAAAUGAGUAAGUUUCAUAUUUCUAUUAUUUGUGAAUCAAGAAGCUUGUAUAUUGGAACAACAAUGUAAAACCAGAAUUCUUAGUCUGAACACAUGUUCCUCUGACUAACAAAUCCACAAGCUGGGUGCAGAGUAUAUAGGAAAUGUUAUAUGUGAAAAAUGUGUGUGUGUCUACAUUAGCAAUCUAUACAUAUGUAUGAUAACUGUAGCUGUAAUGACUAGCAUGAGCAUUCCUUAUUUGCAAUCGGUGUACAGUGUACAGAUCAGCCUACAUAAAUUGUACUCGUUGAAUGUUACAUGUGAAAAGUUCUACCCUGUGUAAAUAAAAUCAACAUACAAGCAAUUUUUUAAAAUAUGUAAAAACAAAAACUGUACAGCGACACGCUAUCUAUUACUACAAGACUACAACUAAGUAAAAAAUAAUAAAAAAUCACAAUCUUUAUUGAA